AUGGCAACUCCAACACCCGCAAGCCGCGAGGUAGCGGAAGGGUCACUCAUCGACGGUCAGCCGCUCGUCGUGUUCAUACUCUCGCCAGACCAGCUCCAGCAAUCUGGCUUCCUCCCUAGCCUGGUUACCACGAUCAAUGCCGCGUACCGUUACCGCUUCAAGCUGCAACCGGAGUUAAAAGUCCAAUCAUCAGAAAGUCGCUUGUCCUCUGAGGAGGACUUCUUGUCCAGCACGUCAAGCGAUCCGGCAGCCUUCGUCAUUGUGCUGUCCCCGCGUGGAAGCGUCGAGACUCUUGGCACCGCCAGCUGCGCGCCUUUUCGAGGCCCCCCGGAAGGAGUCUCGUCACCUUGGGUGCGAAAUUUGGAGCCGCAACCAGAUUGUACAGAAUGGAUGCUCGGGCUGAUGGCAACGCAUCCGUCCGCGCAGCGCCACGGCUUGGCGAGCUUCAUGUUGGACCUGGCUGAACGUGAAGUCAUCCGGAGAUCAGUCCAACAGACCGAACAGGUGCCCAAGGAACGUCAUCCUACUCCCCUAGGCGCAGUGAAGAUGAUCCUCUCCACGGCCAAGGAGUUGAACGAGGCCUUCUAUACGAAGAGAGGAUAUCAAAUGGACUACGAUUUCCCCCGCGGCCAAGGCUUCAACUUCCACGUCACUCACAUGUCGAAGCUGCUGACCUGA
Messenger RNA from Lecanosticta acicola, 678 nucleotides. The record is from the annotation of a GenBank genome assembly. NCBI's taxonomy places the organism in Eukaryota, Fungi, Ascomycota, Dothideomycetes, Mycosphaerellales, Mycosphaerellaceae.